Aspergillus uvarum CBS 121591 is the source of this 808-nucleotide messenger RNA. Its product is annotated as Mg-dependent acid phosphatase. Bases 137 to 808 code for a protein of 223 amino acids. Gene Ontology annotation, molecular function: acid phosphatase activity. NCBI's taxonomy places the organism in Eukaryota, Fungi, Ascomycota, Eurotiomycetes, Eurotiales, Aspergillaceae. The record is from RefSeq and is a predicted model, not a curated record. The transcript has 2 exons.
CUAAGACUUAAUUUGCCACAUUUAUAGAUCUCGGCAGCAUUUAUUAGACCUGUUCAAACCCUCAACCCGGCCAAAUUCCCAUCCUCCAACUCUUACGCAAAUCCAUUCCACUUGUUAAAGUCCAGAUCCAAACAAGAUGCGCACGCGACGAACCAACACGCAACCAGUGGAAGACACCUCCUCGGUCGCCCCCGAAACCUUCAGCGACGGCCUCCCUCUCCCCAAACUGAUCGCCUUCGACCUGGACUACACCCUGUGGCCCUUCUGGGUCGACACGCACGUCAGCGCCCCGAUUAAACCCCGCGACAACAACUCGCGCUGCACAGACAAAUGGAACGAAUCCUUCACCUUCUAUCCGGCCGUCCCCUCCAUCAUCCACAGCUGCAAGACCAAGAACAUCCCGCUGGCCGUGGCCUCGCGCACCCACGCCCCGGACCUGGCGCGCGACAUGCUGAAGGCGCUGCACAUCAUCCCCACCUUCAGCGACAACCCCGCCGCGCACCGCACCAAGACCGUGCGCGCCCUCGACUACUUCGACCACCUCCAGAUCUUCCCGGCCACCAAGACGCAGCACUUCGCUAAGAUCCAGCAGGCGAGCGGGGUCGCGUACGAGGAGAUGCUGUUUUUCGACGAUGAGGCGCGGAACCGGAAUGUGGAGACGGAGUUGGGCGUUACGUUUUGUCUGGUGCGCGAUGGGGUGACGAAGGCGGAGGUGGAUCGGGGGGUGUGGGCGUGGCGGAGGAGGAAUGGGAUUAAGAAGGAGGUGGUUGGGGAGGGCGAGGGGGAGGGGGAGGGGGAGGAUGAGUAG